Messenger RNA from Hylaeus volcanicus, 10052 nucleotides. It is a transcript of the gene olf413, whose product is annotated as MOXD1 homolog 2. NCBI's taxonomy places the organism in Eukaryota, Metazoa, Arthropoda, Insecta, Hymenoptera, Colletidae. The coding region runs from base 799 to 2784 and encodes 661 amino acids. Gene Ontology annotation, molecular function: copper ion binding; dopamine beta-monooxygenase activity. Gene Ontology annotation, cellular component: secretory granule membrane. The transcript has 9 exons. Gene Ontology annotation, biological process: norepinephrine biosynthetic process; octopamine biosynthetic process; dopamine catabolic process. The record is from RefSeq and is a predicted model, not a curated record.
GUGUUCAGUUCACAGGCGAGAGCCGUACCGUGCGGUUGGCUUGCGUGUUGUUUCGGGUUGUAUUCCGUGGUCCUACCCCUGAAGCCGGUCAAACUUUGUCGUCACGGUCCGAUAGAGGACCAAGCAGCAUUCACCGGCAGCGUGUCAAUUUCGACAACGAGUUCCAUCGAAUUCCAUUCGUAUUCGCGGAUGCAAUUAUGUACGCAAACUCCGCGAAUCGUCGAGUUAAUCGCGUGUGACGAGAUCGCGGCGCGUGUUCAAUGUGUGGCCAGCUUUCGUCGUAAACAAACGUAACUUUUAGGAAGCGUUACCACGUAAUCGUCGCGUCUGGACGCGUUCCGAACCGUACUCUGCUCCGAAAAUCGCCCGCUACGUCGUAAACAAACGGAGCCUGGUGGGUCUCCACGCAACGGUUGGCAGAACUUUGUCGUCGAUUCCCGAAGUGUAAACUGCACCGACGGAAACGUUUGCCCUGCUCUUAUUCGCUCGGUGACAGCCGUUGGCGGUGCACGAAACUGUGAAAAAAAAACCGUGGACCACGCUCGGGGGAUUCUAACCCAUGUUUCGAAAGUGAGUGAGAGUGACGGUUAGUGUGCAAACAGGGCAAAAAGUGAUAAGAGGGUAGUUUUCUCUCGUUUUUUUUUAUUUCUCCUUUAACGAGCAAGAUACCUCGCCAAGAUAUUUUUCUGCCACUUCUACCACCCUGGUCGAGGAGCUCGCCGACUAUUACAGGACCGGCAGCAACUUCACGCCACUUCGUACACCGAGUGAUGUUUUGAAGCGCCAUCAACCGUAAAGAUGAAGGCCGUAAUCGCGUCGUGUCUCGUUCUCCUUCUCGUCAACGGCAUCCUCUCCGUCGAGUGGAAACACAGCGCUGUCUUGAACAAUAGAUUCUUACUUCUUUGGACGCCCGGCGAGACGGAUGUUACGUUCGAAAUUCAAGCGAAGACUCUCGGCUACGUGAGUCUCGGUUUCACGAAGGAUGACGGCCGCGGCAGUGUUGCAGCUGACAUGGUCAUCGGAUGGGUCGACAACAACGGACAGCUCCAUCUUCAGGACCGACACGUGAAGAACGGCAGCAGAGAUCCCCAGAUGGACUCGAGCCAAGACUAUAGUCUGCUACUGGGUUACGAGAACAAGACGCACACGGUGCUUCGUUUCAGCAGGCGAUACGAUACGUGCGACUCAUGGGACCUCAAGAUCACGAACGACACGAUGCAAGUGGUCUGGCAGUAUCACGAGAAGGAGCCAGUGUCCGCCGCGGGUGGGUUACCGGAGCAAGGAUCUGUUCGAGGAUCCAGACCCUUAUAUCUAGUGCAAAGGGACGCGCAGCCGAAGCAAAGCCCGCGCAACCAAGAAGCCGAGCAGUCGCUUAAAACGUGGGACAUAUUGAACCAGCAGGUCCAAUUGCCCCAGGAAAAAGACUGGCUGGUUUGGCGCCGCAUUGUUAGGAUACCAAGCAUCGAUAAGAAACACCACGUCGUGAAGUACGAGCCGGUGAUACAACCCGGAAAUCAGCCGUACCUGCAUCACAUGACGCUGUACGAGUGUCGCGGCGAUCAGGCGAAAUUGGAAUCCGCCGUGAAUUCGCACGACAGCGUUUUCAAUCAGUCGUCUUCUCAGUGCAACACAAUCGCCGCCAUCUGGAGUCUGGGCUCUGAGGGCUUCAAUUAUCCGCCAGAGGCUGGAUACGCGCUGGACCCGCACAGCGGGCCGCGUUACUUCAUGCUGGAAACUCACUACACAAAUCCGCAAAUGGACGUGAUGCGUGCCGGGUCCACGAGCGACAGCUCCGGGUUGCGUCUGCACUAUACGGACCGGCUGCGUACCCACGACGCCGGAAUUCUCAGCAUAGGCAUCGACCCGAACUGGAGGCAUAUCAUCCCGCCAGGCCAACCCGAAGUGAUCUCCGAAGGUCAUUGCAUCUCGUACUGCACCAAACAGACCAUCCCCGACAGCGGCAUCAACAUAUUCGCCGUCAUCAUGCAUACUCAUCAACUGGGGAGGAAGGUCCGAUUGCGUCAGAUAAGAUCCAGAGUGGAACUGCCACCCAUUGCGUCUGACACCAAUUACGAUCCUAACUAUCAGGAGUAUCGGAAGCUGCAGAAGCCCGUCAGGGUCCAUUCGGAGGAUCAUUUGAUAGCAGAGUGCACAUACUCGUCGGAGUCCCGAAAAAGCAUCACGCUAGGUGGUCAAACGACGAGGGACGAGACCUGCUUGGUGACCACUCUCUACUAUCCACGCAUCGAGUUGUCCCUCUGUUACUCUCUACCCUCGUUACUGACCGUUCUGAAGAGUCUAGGAAUCCAAAAACUGAAACAGGGUUCCACGCCAGUGGAGAUCGAAGAACCGUCAAACCUGGCGGGUAUGACGCUGGAGGAUCGUUUGGUGAGCUACAAUUGGAACACCAAUUUCCAGAGCUUCCAGAAGGUGACUCGCGAGGGUACGUUGAAGCCGCUCUGCUCCACGAUCAAGGGACCCCUACCGGACACGGAGACCAGGGAGGUGCCAUCCCCGACGAUCCUGACGCCGUACGAGGAGAGCAGCAUGCCCUGCUCGAAGAAACCCCUGAGGAACAAGCUGUUCAGCGUCGACGAAGACAUCGGGGCGCCGGUGGAUCCUGACGGUGACGAGACCAACGCCGUCGAACGUGGACAAUUGGUACGCAGCAAAGUGUCGCGCAGCAGCGACGGUCCAACCGCUGGUAGUUCCUCCGUCAGAUCGGUAUCUUUGGCACUGAUGCUCGCCACGGUGGCGACGGUCGUCGGCGCGGCGUUUAGGUGAACGCUGGCUCGUCGUUUCGACGCCGAUCGAUCGACGGAUCGAUCGAUUCUGUUUAUCUAGGACGGCCGUUUUAUCCUCUUGUUGAUCGCGCUGGAUCGGGGAGGAGGAUGCAUGUAAGUACGUGCCGGUGUACUUCUCUGACGCGUCACUUAGGCUAAAUAACUGUUGUCGUUCGUCGGUCGUUGAGCGAGGACGGGCUCCAGACGUCGUGGACUCGCGUUCGAGUCGAUCUCUGCUCGCUACACAGGUCGAUACACGGUGGAAUUUUUAUUACAGUGACGGGAUAACUACGGACGCUUGGGAAACCGCGGGCGUAUUUUUGACGGCUUCACGGAUCUCGUGAUCGCGUGGAACGAAUGGAAUUCGUUGUCACCGCGUAGACAGACUGCCAAAUAUAUUUUUUCCCACGGCGAGCGUUCGACGAGGAUCUGUGAUCCUAAGCUGUACUCGUUCAACGAUCGGUACCUCCCUUUUUGCGAUCUCUGCUCGUGCACUAUUGUUAUGAUGUAUAUCGCGUGCUCGCACAGGACGGUCGUUGGAUAUCUUUCGGUUCCGAACGCCUGGAGUCGGGUUCCUCAUUCUCUUUCCUUUCUAGUUCGGUCUAACUAGCGAAGAUCGACGGAGAACUGUACGGAACAAUAAGUGUAUAAAUAUAGCUAUCGAUGUGCUAGCAGGAAAGGAUUCGUUGACCUCGUAUCGACGCGGUUUAAGGACUCUCGCUUCGCGAGAAUUCAAUUUCCAGGAUUUUCCUCUCGACUCGAAGUACCAGGGAAAAUCGCUUGAAUUCUGACAAGGAAUCGCAAUUUCAACGCAACGCAAACAGUAUGGAGGCGAAUGGUCUCCUAACGCGAUUAGAUGCGAGGGGAGCUGGAAGAGGUGAUACUGGAUGGAAUUCGGAGUCGGUGAUCAGAAUUCUUAAGUAAGUUUCUCUCGCUAAUCGGGAAUUCGUGCGGCAUAAACGAAUUACUCGCAGCAGUCAUCUAACGUGAUGAACACUCGAAGGAAAAGGCAAACGUGUCCUUUGAUUUUAUUGUACAUUUGUAGGAUUGUAUAGCACAGGCUUCUAAUGCCUGAAAAAUCUAGAGAUUUCCGAGAAUUUGUAGAAUAUCUUUGAUUACAAAAAAAAGGAGUUAAUACACUGCAAUUUCACACAAAAAUUUUUUGGGAAAUUGAUCGGUGUACGAAUGCAUUCUACACCUACUGUAUAUUAAAAUCAGAAGUCAGAUUUUAUAGAGACACUAUUUACAGCUCGUCGGAGUAGCCACGUCGAUACGAGCCAAGAAUCGCAAAUCGCGGAGCGAUGGAGCCGGUUGCUCUAACCCUUUCGUUAUUUUUCUUGUGUAUACAUAUCCAACAGACGUGACGUGCAUUGUAUUGCGCUAAAAGUAUGAUACGCGAGUCGAACGACGUAUGUACGACCAUAUUUACGGGUUCUUUCUUUAAUAUUAGUUAAGCUUAGCCUUGCGUUCUUCAGCCAGAGAGAAAGAACAGGAAAACACAAGUUUCUAGUCCAUUUAGACGAGCCAACGGGUCGCAGUCUCGAACCCGCUCGUCAUUUUAUAAGAUAAAGAACAGCUCGCGUCGGAGCUCUUCGGUGCUUGGCCUCUAUUUUAGCAGUUAACGAUCUCGAACGAAAGAUAUCCACAGGACGAUGGUGCGGGAUCCUGUCGAUCGAGUGGAAUUAUUAUAUUUUGGAGACUUCGGACUCGCAAGAAUUUAUAUUGUUGACUGUUUAUUUUUCGUGUCGGGGACGGGACGAAACAUUGGCAGAGUUUCCCUUGGAGCGGAACGAGGUCAGCUUUUUUAAACCCGUGAGAUGUAUGAAGUUGGGAAUAGUACCAUUUCCAGAAAAUAUUGGAACAAACGUUUGUUUACAUAUACCAGAAAUAUUCCAAUUGAUCGUAUCAUCGAUUAAUUGUUGAUUAAAAACCAAGAUUUCCUUUCCAAGCUUGUAGUCUUCUGAGGAAUUUCUGACUCGACUUUGCUCAAAAUGCCAACGGGUUUCGCUCCUUCCCCGGCGAAGUCUGUAUAUUCUGUUACUAUUAGAGCUACGAAUAGAUGUGUUUUUAACGGAGACACCAUGUAAACGUUGGUUGAUUCGCACGGGAAGCUAGGACUAGAACGAUACCAAGGACGAGCAAAAUUUUACUCGAGUAGGUCGAACAGUUAAACCUUUAUUCGUUCGUUCAUUUCGUACUAUAACUCAAAUUUUAAUGCCUGUUUUAAAAGCAACGAAUAAAUGGUUCACGUUUCAUUUGUAAUUUGAAAUCGUCGAUCAGGUAAAAAUUUCGCCCGUUUCGUUCAGUCGUGACGCUUAACCAACGUUUGCAUGUGCGCAAACCUCGGCGAUUCUUUGUAAUAUUCUGUACAGUUUAUUAAGUAUAAUGUUGUUCGCGUGCCCGCGAUUAUUUAUUUUUUAUUUAAUUGUAUAGUCACUUGCCACGUUGAUACUCCCUUUCACUUGUCGCGCAUCACGUUCGCGACGAGCAGCGUGGGUUCGGUUUCUUCAUGCGUCUCUUGCAGAGGUGCGGGGGUACUCGAAGAUUUUAGGUUACACUACGUUGGUGUGCUUUGUGUCAAGUACGGACUCGAAUCCUGAGAAUCUUCUGCUACGAUUGAUUGAACGGUUUACUUGUGCUUGAUUCAGAGCUGGUUCAGUUCGGGCGAGUUGGAUAUACAAAUUUUUGAAUUGCAGCUUUUCGUACUGUACGUGUUCAACGAUUCAAAAUUUCUGAUUGUGUACCUUUCAUGUUCAAUUGUAAAACUCCGCACGUUUUAUUGUGAAAUUCAGAAUGAAAGGGAAUUUUGAAUCAAGUAGGGUUACGGUAUUUUAGGAUUCUUUUCGAGAGAAAGGCUAAUUACAAACAAGGGAAGAAAUAAAAUUAGGUGAAAUGAAAUUGCUCGUCACACGUUUCCUCUUAUUCAUCGCUGCUUUUUCGUACUGUCUAAUUUUGGCUUGCGCGACUAUAUGGACACUCGCGUGUAAGUUUCGUUAAUUAAAAACUUUUAACCACGGUGCGAUUCUCGUAUUUUUUGUAUUAUUAUAACACAUUAGAACUACAAUGUAUAAAACAAGACCGUUUCUCAUUCCUCGAGAAGAUUUUUACUCUGGCUCGUGUUAUUUUCAGUAAUAAAAGCUGAUCAUGCACUACUAGUGCAGCAGCGUGUGUAAGUGCUCUAUUUUAUGCUAUUUGAAGCAGCGAAAGUUUAUAAAAAAAAUAUCUUUCGACUUUCGUUUCGCUUCACGUAACUCGAAAGCAACAUUUUUUAAGACGGACAUUGCAAGUUAUCGUUUCUUUAUAUACAGUUCCAAACAUAAUACAAUUGUUUAAAUUUAUAACCAUAAAAAUUUUCUCAAAAUUUAUAUGACCGUUUUUAAUGGAGAUCCAAAAAUUGGUGUAUUCCUAUUCGAAGAAAACAAAUCAGUUUUCGAUGGAAAUUUGGGGUUUUGGCACAUCCCUGGUCUUUAGCCACCGGGGACACUUGCCGCUGCGACGUUCCUCGAACACCACAAUUCAAUCGAUCCCCACUCGAUCGAUUCCAUCUACGAAUGACACAUACUUUCGUUUCUUGAACGUUUCAAAGGGGUGAUGUUCGACAGAGAACACGAUUUUUAAUGAACGAAAAAUUAAUAUCGAUCGACUUUGUUGAAUAUUUGUGGCAAACUGAUUAAACAUAUUUCAGAUCUUGAUGAUAUCAAUGAUGAUCUUGAUGAAUUGAAUUCUACUCUCAAGCCUCUGUGCAUACGAUUCAAUCCAAUUUGAGUCUCGACUGCGUUAACUUACUCGCGUUCUGCGCUUCCCAAAACACCACUCUGAGUACUUAGGAAAAAAAAAGAAAAGAAAAUCGAGAAAAGAGAGCUCUGUCUUUCCCUCUUGCUCCGUAGAAAUAAAAAGGGAAGAAAUGACAUGCAUGAUGGCGUGCAACGAGAGAGGACUUACGCCGGAAUACCGCGAUCGAUAAGCGGCACGUUGUAGUCAAGAGUCCCCUAACGCGCGCACUUUUCCUUGAAUUCUAUUAGCAUCGAGAAAAACGCCAGGGCAUUCUGCGUUGACAAAGGCAAACGAGAAAUCGCGGGGCGGGGACGACACCUCGAAUCGAGUGCUCCCGCUGUCGAAAAAUUUCACGGGGUUAUUCACGUUUUGAUUCGCCUAUGAUUUGGUCUGUCGGUCGUCAAUUAAAUCCAGCCAAUUCGCAAAUUGCGAAUUCACUUUUCAUGUUAGACCGGCCCCACGGGACUUAACGACGACCGACUGUCGAUGAUAAAGCUCUCUCCCUAGCGUAGAAUUAAUGAAAAAAAAAAAAAAGAAGGAUAACAAACCUCACGUAGUCGACUAAUCGGUAAUGAUAAACCCGUAGCCACGUUUUACAAUUUAAUACUACGGUAACUCGUAAGUGUCAUAGGGGAUCUGUAUGUGUAGAGACCGUAGGGCAAUCGAGCGACUUAUCUUGCCUCGAGGAAAACGCUUUAGGCGCUAAAAAGGUCCGUUCCUCUCGACCGUCAUCGUCGUCAUUCAUCAUCGUGCAUCGUCGAAUCGAAAUUAACUGCCAAUCGUCGCUUUGCUAAUGUCACCGUACCCCGAUCCGAAAUUCUUUCUGUUCCGGUUGUUCCGUUAUUCGAGGCGAAUGGUAUCAUCGAAUCAGCGUCGAAGGUGGGCAAAAUUUUCUUUAAUCGAUGCAUCACGAUCCAUUCACGAGUUUGAACAGUGACACAUUGACUCGUCCUCUGCAAAAUACAGUAAAUCUCCUCGAGUUGCAGGACGAUCUGGGUCGAUGAUGCAACUAAAGGAGACUUACUAUACUCUAUUCUGUAGAUCAAGGUUGAAGUACUAAUUCUUUAAACGCUCCGAAACCUACGAUAUCCUAGAAUCCUUUAAAAAUCGCCUGAGGGUACAGCACAAGGAUUUUGCCCCAUCUUCGACCAGCAUACAUACAGAGACAGACACAAACGAGCCGUUCACUGUAGAAAUCGAUUAACUCCACUUUUUGAAAAAUCUUUAAGUGUCGAAACACUUAGUAUAGUCAACUUUUUAUAUGUAUAAUAAUUUUUCUGAAUAAUAAAGAUUAACGCCAUUAAACGACAAAAUUGUUUUGGCCAUUGAAUAAUAAGUAAUUUAUUUCAGAGGCCAUUUUGAUCGCAUUUCCCAACUUUUUGUUUUAUGGAGUUAAUCGUUUUGCGCAAUGAACGGUUCGAAUAUUCCCAUACUCGCGAUAUAGAAGAAACAGAGAAAUUGCUGAUCAUCGUCGACGAUCAUUGACACGCUGUUAUACGGGAACGACGAGGUGAUCGACCGAGGGUUCGAGGAGAGGAAAAGAAUACCAGAGGAACGCUUUGAGAAAUGCUCGAACGAGAGAACCGCUGCUGCUUUCUUUCCCUCGAAUAUUCUUCGCUGCGUGUACGAUACCGUACGAUCCGCCAUAGGGAUAAGCGAUGAUUUAUCAUCGUCGAAGGAACUCGUUAUAAUCGGCCGUGCGAGAGGGGGGCAAGGACGAAGUCCGUUCCGUGACUUCUUCCGCGCCCGCGAUGUCGACGCUGAUUUCAGUCACGGCGCUCGUUCCUGACGCUGUUGUCACGACGUCGCUAGAGGGACGAAGGGGUAGAGGGGUUGGUGGUGAUGUGUGGGUGGGUGAUAGGAACUGCCGGUGAUAUGACCAGAACAAUCAAGCAAAAAGUGUCACAAGUAAAUGUCAUUUAUGCUGGAGUAAUUACGUUAGGUGCAUAGGGAACGAUAUUACGCAAUUUAUACUAAAAUGAUCAUGCAUUGUGUGUGUAUGUACGUUAGCUGGUUCGUUUUCACGCCGAGACUCCUGGCGCCCAUCGAGCUUUCGACCACGUGGGGAUUGAACGGAGCCGAUGUUCGCGACAUUAUGCAUUCCCUGAGACACGUUACAUCACGAUUUUUUACUGAUUAUUCGUCACGAAACUCACUGUACAAAAUAUACACGAGUAAAGAGUUCGAUGAUUGAGCAAAGAGAGCAAUAGCCGAAGGAAAGAGAGAAAACUAACGUUGCGCUAGAUCGGUGCUUCCCGACAGGUGUAACGCGACGUACUCGAUGUACGGUGUGCAAUUAAUCGAUGGGAGGAUGUUUGCGAAAGAGUUUCCGUCACUUUUACGUAAUAUACCGCAAUUGAGCAGAUCUUUGAAAAUUUAUAAUCAGGAAUUUUGAGUAGCUAUACGAAAACUUUAGUGAACGUAUCAAAGUAGAACUGCAAUCGAUUUAACUGAAAUGUUCUUUUUAAAGAGGUUUGAUGCAAAGUAGGAUUUGCUAAAAUAGCCUUACAGAAUGCUAUAAUGAAGUUUGUUCUUUCUAAUCAAAUAAAGCACAUCUUUUGAAUAGAAGGUGCUCCAGAAAUAAUCGCAAGUAACUCGAUGAAACUUACUUAUUUUAUUCAAUUAUGAAAGUAUCCUUAGACUGGUAGAUUGCAAGCUUCACAGAGAACUUGAACAUCUGUUUACAACUUUAAUAUAGCACGAACUGUGCGCCGUGUAAAUUUAAGCUUCUCCUAAAUAGAAAAGGUUGGGAAGCACUGCUGGAUGACACCGUCAACCGCGAAAGGUUUCGAGAUCGAUUUCUCGGUCCGAUUGGAGCCGAAAUACACUUGAUUACCACGAGCGGAUUCAACGACACGCGUGUGUGCCCAUUAGAGGCGACGGGUACGGUAAAUAUCGAGGAUCCGUUUGAAAUAACCGCGACUGGAGGGAUGCGUUUAACGGAAACACGGCGGGGCCAGGAAAUCGGGUAUGUGUACGUACUGUAUGUAGAAAAGAUUAGAGAACGUCGAGAACGAUACCCCGUGGUCCAUUAGCGAUGUGGGUCGCGGAGCACCGACGCAAGCGGGGAAAAAAAAAUGCGAGUGGAUAAAGGAAUCGAGCGUAAUAGCGUGUGCGUGUACAUAGGUACCCUGUAUAUAGGUUUUAGAUUUAAAUUACGUCCCGGACUCUUUAUAGGCACCUACACUCGGAAUUCAGGUAGAUCGCUAAAUAGUAUCUUGUAUCUUUAUAAUUUACGUGUAACCGUGUUUAAAACGAAAAAAAAAAAAAGAAAUGAAAACUGUAGCGACGUGCACGCGCGCGAAUUCACUAGUGUAAACACGCGCGUCCACGCGACCUACGCAUACCGGGCGCCCUGUCCUUCCAUACCGCUCUUAGAUUUAUACCUAAUUUACACUGGAUAUUAACGUCUAAACGCUACACUAUCAUCUACACUGUAACAAAUUGUAUUAUAUUUUAUAUAUAUAAAUAUGUAAAUGUUUUUCUAAAUUCAAG